Messenger RNA from Gallus gallus (chicken), 1968 nucleotides. It is a transcript of the gene STMN2, whose product is annotated as stathmin 2. The coding region runs from base 87 to 626 and encodes 179 amino acids. Gene Ontology annotation, molecular function: tubulin binding. The record is from RefSeq and is marked provisional. The transcript has 5 exons. Gene Ontology annotation, cellular component: neuron projection; cytoplasm; growth cone. Gene Ontology annotation, biological process: neuron projection development; regulation of microtubule polymerization or depolymerization; microtubule depolymerization. Lineage: Eukaryota; Metazoa; Chordata; Aves; Galliformes; Phasianidae.
GCCUUAUUCAGUCUUCUCUCCCUCUCUGCGCUGCUGUAGCUGGACCCCUUUGCCUUCAGCACCUCUGAGCGCCUGCACAUCCCACCAUGGCUAAAACAGCAAUGGCUUACAAGGAAAAGAUGAAGGAGCUGUCCAUGCUCUCCCUGAUCUGCUCCUGUUUUUAUCCUGAACCUCGCAACAUGAACAUCUAUAAAUAUGAUGACAUGGAAGUUAAACAAAUCAACAAACGUGCCUCAGGCCAGGCCUUUGAACUGAUCCUAAAGCCACCAUCCCCAGUCUCGGAAGCACCACGAACUUUAGCCUCUCCAAAGAAGAAAGAGCUCUCCCUUGAGGAGAUCCAGAAAAAGCUGGAGGCUGCCGAGGAGAGGAGAAAGUCCCAGGAGGCCCAGGUGCUGAAACAUCUGGCGGAGAAGAGGGAACAUGAGCGAGAGGUGCUUCAGAAAGCUCUGGAGGAGAACAAUAACUUCAGCAAAAUGGCAGAGGAAAAGCUGAUACUGAAAAUGGAACAGAUCAAAGAAAACCGUGAAGCUAAUCUAGCUGCUCUUAUUGAACGUCUCCAAGAAAAGGAGAGGCAUGCUGCAGAGGUCCGUAGAAACAAGGAGCUCCAGGUGGAACUGUCUGGCUGAGAACAGCAAUGGUGGAUGUGACCCAUCCCCACCAUUAGUAAACUCCCCCUGCCUAUAUUAUUAUGGAUCAUGCGAUAUCAGUAUGGGAAAUGUAUGACAUGGUUUAAAAAAAAAAAAUCAAGAACUCAAUAAAAACUUUAAAAAAAGAAACAAAAAGUAAAACAAAACCAAUGCGGUCUCUUUGCAGAAUGAUUUGCUUGAUGUUUAAAAAACUUGGAUCUUAUUUUGUAAAUACUUACAUUUUUGUUAAAAAAUACAAGUAUUGCAUUAUGCAAGUUAUUUCAUAAUCUUACAUGUCCUGUAACAGGCUUCUGAUGUUGUCUAUUUCCACUCGAUUGAAUUUGCUGGGUCUGUCCAUUUGAAGCACCUCAUGUCUAACUCCAUUCCCUGCGACUUUCAUUCCAACUCACCACAAGGUCAGUAGUAGUUCUAUGGUGCUAGAGACCAGUCAUUGCCUAACGACCUAGACUGCUUUGCCAUCAAUGAGCUUUGUUGAAACAGUGACUAGAUCACAGGUGUUGUGACUCCACAUUCAGCUGUCCAAGACAAGAGACUCUUAAAAUGUAGUUUCUUCAAAUGCAACUUGCGCUGCAGGACUCUGUAGCACGCUGUAUAACUGAAGUUAAAUCACCAUGUGCACUACUUGGUGCUUCUGCUUUCUGAAGCAAGAGGCAACAAAUAACAGCUUUGCAACUGGAUGAAGGCAAGUGGUAUCAGUUUGAAAUGAAUUUUAAAGGCACAUUGUAACCAUCAAGCUACGACAAAUUCUAAAUGAUGCCAAACAGCCAUACAAGUGCUAAUUGUAAAGUGAGCUUAAUCUACCACUUGAAAAUUUAUUAAUGAAGCAACUAAUAGAUAGCAUCAAGUGGCUUUAUUUGUAGGUGCCAUGAUCUAUGAUACUUCUCUGAUGCUACUGUAGUACAUGUGUAACAGUAAAAGAGGCAAUCAAAUAUUUCACUGGGAACCCGUGAACCAGAUGGUACCUUUUUCUUUCUCACACUGCUGACUUCCAUUUGUCAUGACCUUUAUUCUUCAGUGUUAGCCAACCCUAGUGACGGACAGCUAGGACUGGAUGAUCUUGGAGGUCUUUUCCAACCUUGGUGAUUCUAUGAUUCUAUGACUAAGAGGGCUGAAGCAGGAAUGACUAGACAGGGUGCUUGUGCCAAGUACAGUAUCAUGAAACCUAACACAUUGUCCCCAAAAUAGCUGCGGUUUUGAAGUUGUCCCUGCCCCCCCAGAGGUUGCUGCCUGCAUAUUCUACUCUUCAUUAGUGCUAUUUUCCUGUAUGUCAUUGUGAGCAAGCUGUGAUUAAUAAAGAAUUGGGGUUCUGUGAACUGAAAAA